UCCUCACUACAACUGCUCAACUGCAGAAAUCCACAGUAUACGUACGGACACUGUAUAAAAUACACUAUACAUACAGAACGCUGUAUCUAUACAUUUCUACGCUACCACGAUGACGAAGGAGGUGAGCGAGCACGGCUCCUUCGGAGCGAAGGACUACCACGAUCCGCCGCCGGCGCCGCUGAUAGAUGCGGAGGAGCUAACCAAGUGGUCGUUUUACAGAGCUUUGAUCGCGGAAUUUAUAGCGACUCUGCUUUUCCUGUACGUGACUGUUUUAACGGUAAUCGGUUACAAGAGCCAAUCGUCGGCCGACGAGUGCGGCGGCGUGGGGAUCCUCGGCAUUGCGUGGGCGUUCGGAGGCAUGAUCUUCGUUCUCGUCUACUGCACCGCCGGAAUUUCAGGUGGUCACAUCAAUCCAGCUGUCACGUUAGGGUUGUUCCUCGCGAGGAAAGUGUCUCUGGUGAGAGCGGUUAUGUAUAUGGUGGCGCAGUGUUUAGGAGCGAUUUGUGGAGUCGGUUUGGUGAAGGCGUUUCAGAAAUCGUACUACAAAAGGUACGGCGGAGGCGCUAAUCUCCUCGCCGACGGCUACAGCACCGGCGUCGGACUAGGCGCGGAGAUUAUCGGCACGUUUGUGCUUGUAUACACCGUCUUCUCCGCCACCGACCCCAAAAGGAGCGCCAGAGACUCUCAUAUCCCUGUGCUGGCGCCGCUUCCGAUCGGAUUCGCGGUGUUCAUGGUGCAUCUGGCCACCAUUCCGAUUACCGGCACCGGCAUCAAUCCUGCAAGGAGCCUUGGAGCUGCAGUCAUCUUCAAUGAUGACAAGGCUUGGGAUGAUCAAUGGAUAUUCUGGGUAGGACCAUUCAUAGGGGCAGCCAUUGCAGCAUUCUACCAUCAGUUCAUAUUGAGGGCUGGUGCAGUUAAAGCCUUGGGAUCAUUCAGGAGUGCUUCUCAGGUUUGAUUUAUUAUUAUCAUUUGAAGAACCAAUCUGUUUGUCCUUUUUGCUUUUUUUUUUUUU
This is a messenger RNA of Andrographis paniculata, 1012 nucleotides long. RefSeq names its product aquaporin PIP2-2. Gene Ontology annotation, cellular component: plasma membrane. Gene Ontology annotation, molecular function: water channel activity. Gene Ontology annotation, biological process: transmembrane transport. The transcript is spliced from 4 exons. NCBI's taxonomy places the organism in Eukaryota, Viridiplantae, Streptophyta, Magnoliopsida, Lamiales, Acanthaceae. The coding region runs from base 110 to 955 and encodes 281 amino acids. The record is from RefSeq and is a predicted model, not a curated record.